Molecule: messenger RNA, 5353 nt
Organism: Neurospora crassa OR74A
Lineage: Eukaryota; Fungi; Ascomycota; Sordariomycetes; Sordariales; Sordariaceae
Product: ARF GTPase activator
Exons: 6
Coding region: 964-4419 (1151 amino acids)
Biological process (GO): intra-Golgi vesicle-mediated transport
Cellular component (GO): trans-Golgi network; endosome; cytoplasm
Molecular function (GO): protein binding; GTPase activator activity
Source: RefSeq, a predicted model, not a curated record
CACAUCGAUCCGGAUCAGUCGCAGCCACCGCUCUCAACCGCCCAAGUCCAAGUACUACAACUGGAGAGCCGCCUGCCUGGUCGUUGACGUCCAUUGUUUAAAUUGCAAUCAAGUGGCCGUCCACACUAUGAAUCCAGACUGGGCUCGUAUCCAUGUCCACUACUAGCACUUACUGGCCAAUAGCUCUUACCAUAUGUAGAGGUAGGUAGGUUAUGUGCCCAUGUGUGCCUCGUUGUCUUGUGCCGGCUUCCUGUCCCUGACUUGGGUUGCCGGUAGAUACUGUUAAAAAAAAAAACCAAAAAAAAAAACCAAAAAAAAAAACCAAAAAAAAAAAAGACGAACCUGACCCGACCACCAGGAGAGAUCGACGACAAGUGAACUUCCUGCGCGGUUCUCUUUUGCCUCACCUCGCUAGGUCCCGUAACCGCGACCGGUUGUUUACAUCGAUACUUCUCACUACGUACCUACCGCUCAACUCCCUCUCCCGGGUGUCCUGUCCUGUCCUGUCCCGCCCGGGCGUCGUUCCAGCGGGCAACAGCAGCACUAUCAUCCAAUAUCAUCAUACCUCUACCUAGGUUAGUACACCAAGUGGAAGUGAACCACUGACAUUACCAAACAAAAGGAACCCACACAGUCCAGCUAGCGCAAGUUUGGCAGGACAGCCGACUAGCGCAGUCUGGAAAGUCCACCCGCCUGGGCCCGCCUGCACCAACUGCCCUGUCCGGCCAUCCAUCCAUCCAGCACCUAUCCACUGCGCCGCGCGCGAACCGACACCUGCGAGACUGCGACCUAGCGAGAGAAGUGAACCUACGAACGAAACUCGGCAACAGCAAAGAGACGACGGACUAUCUCCGGCCAACCCAUCGCGCCCGGCAGCCUCAAUUCCCCCCCCUCUCCCCCCUCCCCCAAGCUGGAUGUUCUGCAUCUUGCUGCCGCCGCACUCUGCACUAUCGCGCUGUCGAGAUGGGUCAGGUCAGCAGCACGCCCGACGAGGGCACGCCCGUCUAUCUUAGAGACCAGAAUCGAUUAUCCAUCUCUUCUCUCGUCAUCUCUAGUCCGCGAAAGCGCACCUCGAUCAACAUUGUUCCCAAUGCAUUCCCAGCUACACGAGCAUCAGUAUCUCGCUCCUUAGGCGACAACACCCCGAUAGAGUUUGUUCAGGAUACCGAGUCCACCGGUCCGGGUUGCCCUCCGACCUUCUUACUCAAGCUCACAAACGAUGACGAGCUCGUCUUUACCUUUACCUUCGUCGUACGCCAAACACAUCAGGUGCUUCAGAAUGCUGCCGGCGCCCUCGAGACCCUCGGUCCGACCGAUACACAGAUCAAUGGUCUGACCUUUGUCUACGGCUCCACCCCCCGCGAGGUUGAGAACCUCCUUACACGCGAGUUCGAGGCCGACCCAAAUCUUCACAAGAACGCAAACGUCGAGCUAGUCGGUGUUUAUGCGACAGACGGCAGCCCCUCGGUAUCGUUUGAGUGGACGUGGAAAUGGAAGCCCCCUAAGCCCACAGAAGACAAGGGCGGCGGCUGGAGAAACUUCUGCAGCUUCGUCGAGUACGAUCCUCGUGCGCACAAACUGCACACCCUCGCUAGCUUUUCAUUCUUUGUAACGAGCAGUUACUCUCCAUGGCUUAGUCAGCCUAGUUCGCCCUCGCCUCCCCUUCUCAGCGUUCCCCCGAAAGGCAGAGCGGUCUCAGUGCAGACUUUGGGCCCUGGAAUUGACAGCACAUUGGAGCAGGAUGAAAUCUUCUUGGCAUCCCCGAAUCUACCCAUGAUUGAUCAAGGUCCUAGCCUUCUUCCGCCCGGUCUUCAAUCGCCUCAGCCGCCGCAAACCGUUAGAGAGCCCAUCAAGGUCGAUGUGCCAUGUCCGAGACCCGGCGAGGAUGUGUCGGUAUCUGACGACGGGCCCGUCUUCCGAGCCACGAUGAAGGCCCUGGAACAAAAGACGGGUAACAUGAGAAUGCAGAUGAAGCGACUGAUCAAGCGGGCCGAGCAAGUGUACGCCGCGCAAACGGAAGCCAACGACGCCUUUUUACAGUUUAUGGAAGCUUUGAGGGACGUCUCGUCGACAAACGCCAACGCCGUCCAGCCCGCCAUUGAACAUUACUUCGACAAGAUUGCCUGGGAAAUUUUGAGGUUCGAGCGGCAAAACACCCAAAAUCUUCAGAAGAUCGUAAUCGACCCUAUGAAUAAGCUAUACCAGUUGGAUAUCAAGCAAGCUGAAGCCAAGAAGCGCGACUUUGAGGAGGAGAGCAAAGACUUUUACGCCUAUGUCAGUCGCUACUUGGGACAGCGACACGACUCGGUCAAGGCGAAACAGAGCGACUCGAAAUACCAAACCAAACGCAAAAACUUCGAACUUAAGCGCUUUGACUAUUCUUCCUUCAUGCAGGAUCUUUCUGGAGGCCGCAAAGAGCAGGAAAUUCUCUCCCAUCUCACAAAGUACGCGGACGCUCAAGCAAAGGCUUUUCUCACCACGGCCAAGAAGGUUGAGGGGCUCCUUCCACAGCUUGAGGCACUAUCGACAGAAGUUCAAGAGGCGGACAAGACGUAUCAGUAUCAACGACGGGAGAGAGAAGAGAAGAGAAGGCUGUUGGAGAAGGGAAACCUUGCUUAUGCCGAGCCAGAACCUCCUUCUACAUCGUCCGGGCCCAGUCCUUCAACUGGCCAAAAUGGAACCGCGUCCUAUGGAGAGUCCGAGUUGGGUCGCGCUGACAGCACAGGAUCCCAGCUUCGGUCGGCCAUCACACCAGGAAUAGCACAACCACCACAAACCGAUUUGUCCAGGUCGCCGGGGAGUCUUAUCGGGCUCCCACCUCCUCUGGGUAGCCCGCAACAAAAUACAAAGUUUCGGGGUAUUCGGGACCUGGAAGAAAAGGAUCCAAGCCAGUUGGCGGCGGACAAGAACAUGACACAAAGGAAAGAGGGACUUUUGUGGGCUCUUAACCGGCCUGGUGGGCAUGUUGAUCCCCGAGCUCUCAACAAACAAGGCUGGCACAAGUUUUGGAUUGUGCUUGACCAGGGCAAGCUUUCGGAAUACAGUAAUUGGAAGCAGAGACUAGACUUGCACAUGGAUCCGAUCGACCUGCGCUUGGCGUCCGUACGAGAGGCUCGAAACGCAGAGCGUCGGUUCUGUUUUGAAGUUAUCACACCACAGUUCAAACGCGUAUAUCAAGCAACAUCGGAAGAAGAUAUGAAUAGCUGGAUUAUGGCUAUCAACAACGCAUUACAAAGCGCGGUGGAAGGGCGCGGCCUGAAGGAUAUGAAGCCGCCACCAUCAUCUAUAGGACACUCGGAUUUUGACAGGCGAGACAUCGCUUCAGUAUUGACGGGCAAGAGCUCGUCCAUUAAUCACCACCAUCACCAUUUCCAUGGCCACAGCAACCAGAAUCUGAGCCCGAUUCCUUCUAGGAGGACGACUGUCGGUGCUCGCCCUAGCACGGCUCGUGCACCCAGCUUUGACGAAAGCCCAGAUCGGCUCCUCCAGAUGCUGCGGGAGAACGACCAGGGCAACUCGUGGUGUGCAGACUGUGGCUCCAGCAACAAGGUCGAAUGGGUGUCACUCAACCUGGCGAUUAUUGUUUGCAUCGAGUGCAGUGGUAUUCACCGAUCUCUUGGCACACAUAUUAGCAAAGUCCGGUCACUCACAUUAGACACCACAUCGUUUACGCCGGACAUUAUUGAGCUCUUGAUGCUCGUUGGAAAUCGAGUGUCCAACAUGGUAUAUGAGGCACGCCUGGACCCUCAACAGAAGCUGGUACCACAAGCUUCGCGGGAGCAACGACUUCGGUUCAUUACGGCCAAGUAUGUCGACCGCGCAUUCGUCGAGCCAAUAUCUUCCACCUUGUCCCGGUAUCCAACUGCCGAAGAGACCCUCCUCGCAGCCAUCAAGAAGAACGAAAUCCAACAAGUAAUCUACGCCCUUGCGCUCAAAGCCAACCCCAAUAUAACGGACAAGUCUAGGGGUACACACGCCGUAUAUUUGGCCCUGGCCGCCGCCGACCCGGCCCCUCCUUCACCCAACCCCAUGACUCCCUCUCCCUCUCCAGGCACCCCUGGAUCCUCGACCACGGGACCUGAUAAACAGGUCCCAUUUCCUGUCGCCGAACUCCUGAUCCAGAACGGGGCCGAGAUCCCCGUCGCACCGCCCAUGUUUCCUCUCAGUCACGCCGCACAAACUUAUCUUGAAAUUAAGCGUGGCCGUCGCGCCCUCGUCGAGUCUAUCGGUACCUCGGCGGUAACGACAAGUUACGGUUCUUCGUACGACGGCGUUAGUGCGCUUUCUUCGGCUUCGGGUGGCGGGUCUGGCGCUGUUAAUCUCGGCGAUAGUAAGUUGGCAAAGGAGAAGGAAGCAAGGCUACAGAAGAGGGUGAGUGCGGGCGGAAGACUGGCCAAGACGCCCAUUCCGGAGCGGUAGAGCGCUUUCGGACUGGGGUAUAGCAGGAUGGCAGUUCAUGGGAUCAAGGAUACGUUAAGAGCAGGCGCGAGGGGAAGAAGCGCUAGUACAAGUUGGAACAACGGGGUUGAAAGCCCGUCGAUAAGAAAAAGGGGAAGUCUAAGGAGGAAAAUCAGUAAUGGGUUGAAUGGGAUGGGGUGGGGGUAUGACGGGAGUGAUAGCAGCGGGGCCGGGGGUAGCGAGGAUGGUAAUAAUGAUGGGUCACAACUAGUAUCAACACCAAAGCGAAUCGGGAGCACGGGGAGUCUGGCUACUAUGGCGGAAAGGAGUUUGGCGGCGGGCACAGGUGGCGACGGCGGCCGCCAUGGGAGAAGCAAUGGCGGCUUGUUGGGAACAAUGGCGUGCGAUGUGCAGCCCGUGUGGUUGGGAUCAUUGGAUUUGACACUGAGGAACCUUGGAGUUGGACUUGGAGAAGGACUGGGAGGUCUGGGAUUUGGAGGAGUGGCGUCAGUAGCAGCAGGUGGUGGUGGUGGGAGAUCGAGUCGAAGGGUGUCGAUGCAGUAUCAAUCUUGGUGACGCGUCUACCGUUGUUCUCUGCCUGUCUACCUGCUUGUCUGUUUCUUGCCCUCCGAGUUCCGGCCUGGGUCCGUUUUUGUCUAGUCAAGCCCAAGGUCUGAGCAUGGACCAACUUGGGGAUAAAGUUUGGGUUUAGUGGCGGUGCUUUUUGGCGCCUCCUUUUGCUUUGUUUUCUUUUCUAUAAUUAUGUAUAUGUCUCCUCUCGUGUCGCGCCAUGUCAUGUUCACCGAGCCUCGUUUUGUUUGAAUGGGGGUUUUGUAUUGGUCCUUCUGUUUGACGUAUUGUCAUGACCAACAUUGACACGAGCAGUACUUUAUUGGGCAUGAUUUAACUCUUAAAGAUAAUGGUUUCUUCGUUUGCAAUCUUUUGGUCGUUCGUA